UAAAUACAUUUGCUUAUUUUUAAGGUUAUAUUUUUAAUCACGAAAUACUCAUUUCUUAAAAAUAAUAAUAAUAAUAAAUGAGAUCAACUGCAAAUAUAGCCUUGUAUAACAAUUAUUUGGAAUGAGAAAAAUGUAAACAUAAAACUGACCUAACCUAAACAGAAUCUCGGAAAGAUCGGUGCUAAUGACCUCAAAGUGCUACGUGGAUGUUUCACCUGCCUUAAUGACAUAUUUUUCAAAAAUGUGUGUGCCUUUACCGUUUCUUUGAAAUAAAUGGAAAGUUUACGCAACAGGAAACAUAAAGAUAAGUUGAUUGAUCAAUACAGCGACAAUGAGAAAAAAAGUGCACAAAAAGAGAAAAUUCAGGACAAUCCCAGUGAAAAAUGUAAGAAACCAAACGGCAAUACUCUCAAUUAUUUAAACAAUGAAGAAAAAGAGGUAUCAUACUCGGUUAAAACGGCCAAAUUUUUGCGAAUAAACUUUGAAAUUGAUUUAAUCUCAAUAGGGUUAUUUUUGUGUGGUUUACUGACUCGAAUGUACAGACUGGAAGAACCCAAAAACAUUGUAUUUGAUGAGUUACAUUAUGGUAAAUAUGUGUCUCUCUACAUGAAAAACAUAUUUUUCUUUGAUUCUCACCCCCCAUUGGGGAAACAGUUAAUAGCAGCAGUGGCCUACUUGGCCGGUUUUGACGGAAAAUUCAAAUUCGAUAAAAUAGGAAGUCCAUAUCCUGAGACAAUCCCAUUGUUUGCUCUACGUUUUGUCCCUGCAUUUUUUGGAAGUUUGAUAAUACCGACAUCUUAUCAUUUGAUGCUAGAGUUGGGGUUAACACAAUGGACUUCGUUGUUGGCAGCAGUAUUACUCUUAUUAGAUAACGCUUUGUUGACCCAAAGUCGGUUUAUUUUAAUGGAGUCAAUGUUACUCUUUUUUGCCUUAUUUGGCAUUUUUUGCAUUUUAAAAUUUCGCCAAUACUACUCAAAUCCGUAUUGCAUUUUUUGGUUUUUGUGGCUCGGCCUCGGGUUUAUUUCACUGACUUGCGCUUUGUCUGUGAAAUAUGUUGGGUUUUAUUCGUUUUGUUUGGGGAUUGCGAUCCUCGGUCGUGACUUUUGGAAAAUGUUGUCUUCCUCCACUCUUACAGAUAGGGCCCUUUUUAUACGAUUUGUUGUCCAAACGGUCGUCACGACUUCAUUUUCUCUUUUAAUUUACUUGUCUGUUUUUUACAUUCAUUUGAAAGUAUUGUACAAAGCGGGACCACAUGAUAGUAUUAUGACCAGUGCGUUUCAAGCCUCCCUUGACGGUGGUUUGGCUUCCAUCACCAAAGGACAGCCCCUUUUGGUGGCACACGGAUCGCAGAUUACUCUAAGGCACACCCAUGGGAGGACGUGCUGGUUACAUUCCCACAAUCACGUUUAUCCAAUCAGAUAUCCCGACAAAAGAGGAUCUAGUCAUCAACAACAAGUCACCUGUUAUUCGUUCAAGGAUGUUAAUAACUGGUGGAUUGUUAAGAGGCCAAAUAAAAACGACCUUGUUGUCGAACAACCCAUAGAUGUAAUAAAGCAUGGAGAUGUCAUCCAGUUAGUUCAUGGUAUAACAAGCCGUGCCUUAAAUUCCCACGAUGUGGCCGCCCCUGUGUCCCCGCAAUGUCAGGAAGUUUCCUGUUACAUCGACUACAACGUCUCAAUGCCUGCACAAAAUCUCUGGAGGGUCGAAAUUUUAAACCGGGAUCAAAACGGAGACAACUGGCAUACUAUACAAUCAUUGAUAAGACUGAUACAUGUUGAUACAAACACAGCUCUCAAAUUCACUGGACGACAACUCCCAGAUUGGGGCUUCCAUCAGCAUGAAGUUGCAGCUGACAGGAUUAUCAAUCAAGACGACACUGUAUGGAACGUCGAGGAGCACCGCUACACAAAAUCCGAUGAUCAAAAAGAACGCGAACGUGAACUCGUCACCGCUGAAAUGAUCCCAACAGCAGCAACUUCGCUAACAUUCUGGGAGAAAUUCUUCGAAUUGCAUUACAAAAUGCUGUUUUCGGGGACUGAAAGCGUGCAAAAUCAUAUGUACAGUUCGGAACCUCUGGAAUGGCCGUUGAUGGCUCGGGGGAUCGCUUAUUGGGUCUCGUCGACAAGCAACGCUCAAAUACAUCUCAUUGGAAAUCUCUUACUUUGGUACUCCGGAACCGCCGGCCUUGCCACCUACUUUACUUUACUUGUCUUCUAUCUUCUUCGUCGCCGGAGACAUUGUUACGAUCUUGAUGAGAAAAAAUGGGAACAAUUUCAAUUAAUUGGAGAGUUAUUUUUCACAGGGUAUUUGUUUCAUUAUUUACCAUAUUUUUUUGUUGAGCGGACGCUCUUUUUACACCAUUAUUUGCCGGCAUUUACGUUCAAAACCUUGUUAUUGGCUGCCUUGAUCGAACACGUUUAUUUAACAAUUAGUGAUAUUUUUAAAAUCAGAGUUAUAAAGUAUAUUUUUAUAGUACUUAUAUUUUUAUGGAUUUGUUGCAUAUUUUACGUUUUUACCAAAUUUACCGUAUUGUGUUAUGGUACAACUCCUUUAACUACAAAUGAUAUUAUUGAUUUAAGAUGGAAAGACACUUGGGAUUUUAUAGUUCAUAAAAACUAACAUUAGCGAUUUGUUAUUCCAUGACUAGAUUAGAAAUUUUAUAUUUUUUAAAAUUGAUACUCAUAUUUAUAUUGAAAAAAAUAAUCAUUUUUUAUAUAUUUUAUUAUGAACUGAAUAAAUGUAUUUACUUG
Messenger RNA from Tribolium madens (black flour beetle), 2750 nucleotides. RefSeq names its product protein O-mannosyltransferase 1 (gene rt). Gene Ontology annotation, biological process: protein O-linked glycosylation via mannose. Gene Ontology annotation, molecular function: dolichyl-phosphate-mannose-protein mannosyltransferase activity. Gene Ontology annotation, cellular component: membrane; endoplasmic reticulum. NCBI's taxonomy places the organism in Eukaryota, Metazoa, Arthropoda, Insecta, Coleoptera, Tenebrionidae. The transcript has 6 exons. The coding region runs from base 274 to 2619 and encodes 781 amino acids. The record is from RefSeq and is a predicted model, not a curated record.